CGAACUCUGUUCUAUUGCGACGACAACGGCGGAUUAGAUAAACGUUGUGUGCGCGCGUGUGCUGCACAAGUACAGUCCAAUCGAAGUGUGUCGCCGUCACAAUUCUUAUCAAGUCUACCGGCGGCAGUUACCCGUGUCGUCGUCGUCGUUGCUGCCUCCACCAUUUUUUAAGUACAUGUUGUGUUUUUCGGCUUGAUAUUAUUCGCGUUCGGUUCAACGUUUUUUUGUUAAUGUUCACUCGGUAACACUUUCCCCCUCUCCCAGUUUCCAACACGACCGCCGUCACUGAUAGUUCGGUGUUCACGUGUAUCGAUAGACACGGCUGUGUAAUUGGAAUUUUUUUAUUUUGAAUUUAUUUACAAGUCCGUCGGUCUACACCGGUCCUCGAGUGGCUGCAGUCGACGGCCAACAACCACCCGACACGCAUUACAGUAACCAACCGACUGUCGACUCUGUGUUAUUAAAAUCGUGUACCAAGUGUUAAUUUUAUCGCCAGAAAAUAAAAUCUCUGAAAUAGUAAUUAAUCAUCGUCGUCAAAUCAACUGGAUAAAAUGAUCAGCUUUUGUUAGUAAUCGCUAUUGGUGACAACGCUGAGAAAGAUUUUUUUGUAUCUUUGGAUUAAAACUCAGUUAAUAAUGUUGGUUUGAACAUUGCUCACUCCUCGGGCGAGUUUUUCCCUCGACCCAGCACGUUCCUGGACCCUAAUAAUGGAUAUGAACGGUGGCGGGACAAGCAGCAAUGGAAAAACCAGAACGUGGCGCAGACUAAGUCUGAAACAAUACAAACGAGCACCUACUCAAGAAAUCGAAAAAACGCCAAAAAAAUGGACCAGUCUUCGACAACAUCGCAAAGCUGCAGAAGAAUCGGUAACCGAAAUAGAAUCUUCACCGCAAACUCAAAAAAGGACUAAUUGGGCAGUUUAUCAACAUUUUUCAACUGCAUCGGAUUCCCCGAAACCUUUAUUGAGUCGUGGUGCAAGUGGUACGAUUAAUUAUUCUGAGAUCGACCAGCAGCAAGAAGCUAGUGAAAGGAUUUCAUUAUCACCCAAUUCCAAAUUUGUAUCUGGGCUCUCUGAUGAGAAUGGAGACAUUUUCCGAGACUUUUCUAAACUUGGAUGCUGUCACAAAGUCACGACAUUGCUGACUUCAUCACAUCAGUUCAAUAACUUACAGGUUGAGAUGCUGUAUCAGAGAUAUUUUCUACGAACUAAUCAAAGUCACAUGAUUCAUUUACUAGUGCUAUUGUGUUUACUGUUUUCAUGUAUAGCCUUAGCCGUGCUUCUCUCAAACUAUGAGACUCAGGUUCAUUGUUCCUUGCUUCUAUUGUGUUGUAUAAUUAUUUAUUUAGUUAUAAUAGGCAUUAUGUCAAAAUCUGGACUAAAUGAGGUUUAUUUAAGUUUUGUUUCUUACGUGGUGUUGGCAACAUUUUUAUUAAUCGAAUUGUCAUUUGGCGUGCUAACCAAAUCACAAGCCAUCACCGUUCCUACAUUAGUUUUUGUUUACAUAUCAUACAGUUUAUUGCCCGUUAAAUUACAAUAUGCUAUUGUUGCUGGGACAAUAUUUAUGACAUCACAGCUAGUGUUUACUAUUUCAGUGGAACAAGAAUUAUCAAGACAGAGUUUAAUUAAUUUGUUAUUUCUGGUCUGUACAAACGUAACCGGUGUAAUGAUGCAUUACCCUAAUGAAGUGGCUAAAAGACAAGCAUUUUUAGAAACUAGACAAUGUGUUCAAGCAAGACUGACAACUCAAAGGGUGAAUCAACAACAAGAGAGACUGCUUUUGUCCGUUUUACCUAGACAUGUUGCUAUGGAAAUGAAAGCUGAUAUUGCUGGUAAACGUCAUGACAGCAUGUUUCAUAAAAUUUAUAUACAAAAACAUGAAAAUGUUAGCAUUUUAUUCGCAGAUAUCUGCGGUUUUACUAGUCUAUCAGAUCAAUGUACUGCUCAAGAACUAGUUAGGUUGUUGAAUGAACUGUUUGCUAGAUUUGAUCGGUUGGCUCAAGAAAAUUCAUGUUUACGCAUCAAAUUGUUAGGAGACUGUUAUUACUGUGUGAGUGGUCUUCCCGAACCCAGACCAGAUCACGCAAAUUGUUGUGUUCAAAUGGGUUUAGACAUGAUUGACGCUAUCACUUUGGUAAGAGAUGUGAUGGGUGUUAAUGUUAACAUGAGAGUAGGUAUACAUUCCGGACGUGUACAUUGUGGUGUCUUGGGGUUAUGUAAGUGGCAAUUUGAUGUAUGGUCUAAUGACGUAACACUAGCUAACCAAAUGGAAAGCGGUGGUAUACCGGGAAGGAUACACAUAACAGCAGAUACUCUUAGAUACUUGGGAAAUGCAUACCAAGUAGAACCUGGCAACGGAGGAGAGCGAAAUGCUUUUCUCAAAGAUCACAACAUCGAGACAUAUUUGAUAGUACCACCAGAAACGACUUAUGUAUCACAGUAUUACAAAAAGCAGAGUCCCGGGCCUUCAUACAAUGGCAAUAUAUCAAAAGAGUUCAGGAUUAUGGGUCACAAUCAACGGCAUAUAACUACGUUUACGUGUAAAGAUGAACCAGAAUUACAUAACGGAGAAGUGGAUGAAUAUUUGUUAUGCGCUAUUGAUGCAAGAAGUAUUGACCGACUCAAAGCCCAAUACUGUUAUCCAAUUACAUUGAAAUUCAAAGAUCCUAAUAUUGAACAAGUCUAUAGCAAAGAACCCGACCGAAUGCUUCAUUCAUAUAUGGCCUGUACUGUAUGUAUAUAUUGUGCUAUAACUGCUGGACACAUAAUAGUUCUACCAUUGACGUAUUUGUUAAUAGGAUGUUUGGCUAUAGGGUGGAUAGUGAUUUUACUAGCAGCCUGUGUCAUAUUACACAGUAAGCGGACGGAAGUAACAGUAAUACUUAAAAAAGCAUCUCAAGCUAUCAAUCAAAAUCGAUCAUUGGCCCAAUCGCUAGCAGUGACAAUUGUCAUAUGUUGUUUUUUAACCUCCAUGACACCAUUGAUUAAAUAUAAGUUAGAAGUAUGUUUUAAUGAACAAUAUCAAAAUAUAACGAACGUGCAUAUAGUUAAUGAUAUAGAAGACUCAUUGAUCUUAGAAAAUACUUGCCAAUUAUUGUUUAAUUACAUGACAGUUUGUAUAAUAAUACUUAUGAUAUUGGUAGCUGUGUAUCAAGUACUCAUCAGUAUCGUUAAACUUUUCCUGUUGAUAUGCAUAUCAUCCAGUUAUUUCAUAUCAUCCAGUAUAUUUUUGAACCACAGACCAAUAGAAGAAUCAUUUUGGAUCCGAAUUCUAAUGUUUGUCAUAAUGGUAGGACUAAUCAUUGCAUUAAUCCUACAAGCGCAACAAACUGAAGUUACUUCUAGGCUCGAUUUUCUUUGGAAAUUACAAGCGACAGAGGAAAAAGAAGAUAUGGAACAUUUAGAAGCUUAUAAUCGUAAGCUUUUGGCAAACAUUCUUCCAGUUCACGUCGCAGAACAUUUUUUGACAUUAGACAAACCAGUUGACGAGUUAUAUCAUGAACAAUGCGAUCAUGUGUGUAUUAUGUUCGCAUCUAUACCAAACUUUUCUGAAUUCUAUGUGGAAUUGGAAGCUAACAAUGAAGGCGUAGAAUGUUUGCGACUGUUGAAUGAAAUCAUAGCCGAUUUUGACGAGUUGCUCAGUGAACCAAGAUUUCAAUGUAUAGAAAAGAUCAAAUCUACAGGUGCAACUUACAUGGCUGCGUCUGGUCUUACGAGGAAUACAUGUGACAGCCGUCAGUUUUCACACGUCACUGCCAUGGCGGAUUAUGCGCUACGACUGCGCGAGCAAUUGGCCUAUGUCAAUGAGCAUUCAUUUAACAAUUUUCGCAUUCGAAUAGGCAUAAAUAUUGGAUCCGUAGUAGCUGGUGUUAUUGGUGCUCGAAAACCUCAGUACGAUAUUUGGGGUAAUGCAGUAAAUGUCGCUAGUAGAAUGGACUCAACGGGAAUUCUCGAUCAAAUACAAGUAACCGAUGAAGUUUAUCAAAUACUCAAAUUAAAAGGAUACCCGUUAACGUGUCGUGGUGUCAUAGAAGUAAAAGGAAAAGGAAAUAUGGUUACCUACUUUUUGGACGAUUAUGCUCAACAAAAUUAAUGUUGAAAUGCUGUUUUUUAUUCUUUAUAGAUAUAAAUUAUUAUACAGUGUAAAUAAAAUAUAUUGAUGUGUUAUGUUCUCAGAUUAUUGUUCAGAAUUUAUUAGUAUUUAAUUUUUUGAAAGAAAAUAUACAUUUGAAUUUUUUUUAAUUCAG
Daktulosphaira vitifoliae (grape phylloxera) is the source of this 4245-nucleotide messenger RNA. Its product is annotated as adenylate cyclase type 5. The transcript is spliced from 26 exons. Gene Ontology annotation, biological process: intracellular signal transduction; adenylate cyclase-activating G protein-coupled receptor signaling pathway; adenylate cyclase-inhibiting G protein-coupled receptor signaling pathway. NCBI's taxonomy places the organism in Eukaryota, Metazoa, Arthropoda, Insecta, Hemiptera, Phylloxeridae. The record is from RefSeq and is a predicted model, not a curated record. Gene Ontology annotation, molecular function: adenylate cyclase activity. Gene Ontology annotation, cellular component: plasma membrane. The coding region runs from base 708 to 4091 and encodes 1127 amino acids.